AUGCCUCGUCCCAUUCCCCUCAACUCCUUGAGGACAUCCGUGUCUGCACAGUUUCUCACCGAGACAACAAGUCCCGCUCCGGCAAACCCCGAUGACGACUGGUUUCCGCACUCCUUCCAUGACGAUGAGCCGGACACGGAGUUACGGCCGGGCUGGAAACAGGACCUGUACAUGCUCCUCGAGCGUCCGACGAGCUCGAACGCGGCAUUCUUCGUCCAUGUCUUCAUAACCUUCCUGAUCGUACUGUCCUCCUUGGUGACGGUAUUCGAGACGGUUCCCGCGUUCCACACCAUAUCCGGGCGCAUAUGGUUCGGUUUCGAGACGAGCAUGGUCGCGUUGUUCACGGUGGAAUACAUUGCGAGAUGUAUCGCUCGGAGUAGCUCUGUGACCUCGUUCCUUGGCUGGGUCAUAUCGUUCUUCGGGAUCAUAGAUCUCCUUGCUAUAUUACCCUACUACAUCGAGAUUGCAUUGCAGCAGGAUACUUCCGUGUUCUUUCGAUUUUCCAUCCUCCGGACGUUCAGGCUUCUUCGUGUUUUUCGGCCGUUCAGAUACAACAACACCAUCCUCCUGUUUGUCCCACUUCUUGCUAUAAUCCUGCUGAUUACCAUCGAGGUCAUGUAUCUGUCGUUUCGCAGGUCGCAACAUGCAUUGUUAGCUCUCAGCUUCUUCGUCGUCAUGAUGUUGACGGUGUUUAGCACCCUUUUGUACUUCGCCGAACGAGGUACCUGGGACAACGUUCUCGAAACGUUUGUAAACGCUGAUGGCGAUCCGAGCCAGUUUUCGUCUAUUCCUGCAGCAGCAUGGUUCGUACUAGUCACGAUUACGACUGUCGGCUAUGGGGAGAUCAUUCCGCGCUCAUUUCUUGGGCGGUUGAUCACGAUCCCACUGCUCGUGUUCGGUCUAUUACUCAUCGCUCUCCCGAGUUUCGUACUCGGGCGCGAGUUCAGCAUUGUGUGGGCCCGAAUUCAUGGGCGAUCGAAUCAGUUGGAUGACCAAUCAGCCGAACUCGCACCCGCUUCCCUGGAACAGGAUGGUUUAGGGCGGAACGGCGGUCCCUCUCGGGUUUCCGAUCUGUCCAACAGGAAGCUCGCACAGAAUCAAACAGAGCUGAGCCACCAGAUCACGGAGUUGCGCGCGACAGUGGAGGCGCAGGGAGAGAUGCUUGAGCGGCUCGUCGCCGCUCUUGAAGCUGGCGGCGGCGGUGGGUCGAGGAUCCGACACGGGUACGGCGAACAACCAGGAGAGGAUGGUAUACUCGCGAGCACACCGCCGAGCUGA
Messenger RNA from Punctularia strigosozonata HHB-11173 SS5, 1278 nucleotides. Its product is annotated as voltage-gated potassium channel. Gene Ontology annotation, molecular function: voltage-gated potassium channel activity. Gene Ontology annotation, cellular component: membrane. The record is from RefSeq and is a predicted model, not a curated record. Bases 1 to 1278 code for a protein of 425 amino acids. The transcript is spliced from 9 exons. Gene Ontology annotation, biological process: potassium ion transmembrane transport. Lineage: Eukaryota; Fungi; Basidiomycota; Agaricomycetes; Corticiales; Punctulariaceae.